AUGCUUAAAAUCGCAAUUAUUUUAGAAAAUAAAAUAUUUACCGCCCUAAAGCGAUUGACUGCGUCAAGUUCUUUUCGCGAAUACUUCAUCAAAGGAGAUAACGUCGACUUGCCUGAUUAUGGUGGAAAGAUGAAUAUUCCGUGGGAAAAUCAUCACAGAAUAUUUUAUUUAAGAAAUCACUUGAAUAAUGGUAGUGUUCACAUAUUGGAAAUGCAGCACAAAAAAAAAGGUUACGACCUCGAUAAAAACACCUCGAGCUAUGUCUCUGUUAGGAGAGCGUCGAAAAGAAUACAAUUCGUGACUUAA
This is a messenger RNA of Clunio marinus, 306 nucleotides long. Lineage: Eukaryota; Metazoa; Arthropoda; Insecta; Diptera; Chironomidae. The record is from the annotation of a GenBank genome assembly.